AGGACCUGAGGGCUCAUACCCAAGAGUCACGCAGUUGGGUGGCAGGGGGUUGCUCCGCUCUUUGUCCUCUGGGAGGUUAAUUAAAGAGGUGACCCCAGGAGGCUGGGCAGACUGACCUCUCCAACUGUCCGAUUGCCUGCCUGGCAACAGGCGGUGGGUAGAAGAGUCCUGUCUGCUGACCAUGGAGCACCGUGUGAAAGUGAAGUCUUGGGUAGAAGAGAAUCGGGCCUCCUUCCAGCCCCCGGUUUGCAACAAGCUUAUGCACCAGGAGCAGCUCAAAAUCAUGUUCGUGGGAGGCCCCAACACCAGGAAGGAUUAUCACAUCGAGGAGGGUGAGGAGGUGUUUUACCAGCUGGAGGGAGACAUGGUUCUCCGAGUCCUGGAGCAAGGAAAACACCGGGAUGUGGUCAUUCGGCAGGGAGAGAUAUUCCUCCUGCCCGCCAGGGUGCCCCACUCCCCUCAGAGGUUUGCUAACACCAUGGGGCUGGUGAUUGAGAGGAGGCGGCUGGAGAGCGAGCUGGAUGGGCUGAGGUACUAUGUAGGGGACACUGCAAAUGUCCUCUUUGAGAAAUGGUUCUACUGCGAGGACCUUGGAACACAGUUGGCCCCCAUCAUCCAAGAGUUCUUCCGCUCUGAGCAGUACCGAACAGGAAAGCCUGACCCUGACCAGCUGCUCAAGGAGCCGCCAUUCCCGCUGAGUACACGAUCUGUCAUGGAGCCUAUGUCACUGAAGGCAUGGCUGAAUGGUCACUCCAGGGAGCUUCAGGCAGGCACAUCCCUCAGCCUGUUUGGGGACACUUACGAGACCCAGGUCAUUGCCCAUGGACAAGGUAGCAGCAAAGGCCCAAGACAGGAUGUGGACGUGUGGCUGUGGCAGCUGGAGGGUUCCUCUACGGUGACAAUGGGAGGGCAGUGUGUAGGCCUGGCCCCAGAUGACAGCCUGCUGGUGCCGGCUGGGACCGCGUACAUGUGGGAGCGAGCACAAGGCUCUGUGGCCUUGUCUGUGACACAGGAUCCUGCCUGUAAGAAGCCACUGAGGUGACCCUCGUGUGUGGGCCCCAAGAGGCAUAGGGUGCCUGAGAGCUGUCCUGGAAGCUGCCAUUUCUAAAUAGCUCUUCUAGGAUCAUUGCAUCUUCAUGGACAUGAAGCACCUUAACUGGCCCCUUGGUUGGUUGUGGCUUUUCCCUAUCAUCUACCCUCCUGCCGUCCUCAGCCCAGGAUGCCAGACUCCUAGAGCACCAGCAGCUCCCCCUCUCUUCUAACAGUCAUUGUCCCACACUGUUCAGCUAGAUACGUAUUAUCCCCAUGAGCCCACCAUCCUGCCCCCGAGAAAUCUCUCAAUAAAGGCAUCCUGGUGAACGAA
Molecule: messenger RNA, 1363 nt
Organism: Arvicola amphibius (Eurasian water vole)
Lineage: Eukaryota; Metazoa; Chordata; Mammalia; Rodentia; Cricetidae
Gene: Haao
Product: 3-hydroxyanthranilate 3,4-dioxygenase
Exons: 10
Coding region: 182-1042 (286 amino acids)
Biological process (GO): 'de novo' NAD+ biosynthetic process from L-tryptophan; quinolinate metabolic process
Cellular component (GO): cytoplasm
Molecular function (GO): iron ion binding; 3-hydroxyanthranilate 3,4-dioxygenase activity
Source: RefSeq, a predicted model, not a curated record